Molecule: messenger RNA, 2639 nt
Organism: Cricetulus griseus (Chinese hamster)
Lineage: Eukaryota; Metazoa; Chordata; Mammalia; Rodentia; Cricetidae
Source: RefSeq, a predicted model, not a curated record
CUUCUGUGACCAAACGGUUUCAGUUUCCCUGUACUUCCCCCUACUAUAAAAGUUGCAGUGCUUUUCAUCCUUUGUUCACUUGGAGAAAUUCAGAAAGCUGCACAAGAUUGUAGGAGGAUACAAAACAAAAGAGACAGAACACUUUUUAUCCACACUGACCAGCAAGAGCAGGGAACAAGGCUGCACAAUGGCCACAGAGGUCCACAUGUCAGGCCCCAUGUGCCUCAUCGAGAACGUGAAAGGUCAACUGAUAGCCAACCAGGAGGCUCUGGGGAUCCUGGAGGACAUCACACAGCCUGUGGUAGUGGUGGCCAUCGUGGGUCUCUACCGCACAGGCAAAUCCUACCUGAUGAACAAGCUGGCUGGGAAGCAAACAGGCUUCUCUCUAGGUUCCACAGUGCAGUCUCACACCAAGGGGAUCUGGAUGUGGUGUGUUCCUCAUCCCCAGAAGCCAGGCCACACCCUAGUUCUUCUUGACACUGAGGGCCUGGGAGAUGUAGAAAAAGGUGACAAUCAGAAUGACUGCUGGAUCUUUGCCCUGGCUAUACUUCUAAGCAGCACCUUUGUGUACAACAGCAUGGGACCCAUCAACCAGCAGGCCAUGGACCACCUAAACUAUGUGACAGAACUGACAGGCAGAAUCAGAUCAAAGUCCUCACCUGACCAGGAUGAUGUAGAGGACUCAGAGGAGUUUGUAAGAUUCUUCCCGGAUUUCAUCUGGACUCUGAGGGACUUCUCUCUAGAGCUGAAAUUAAAUGGAAAACCAAUCUCUGCAGAUGAAUACCUAGAGAAUUCCCUGAAGCUUAUUCAGGGUUCUGGGCAAAGAGACAGGGUAAAGGAAUUUAAUCUGCCUCAGCUCUGUAUCCAUAAGUUCUUCCCAAAGAAGAAAUGCUUUGUCUUUGAGCGUCCAGUGCAUGGGAAGAAGCUUGGCCAGCUUGAAUUGAUGCAGGAUCAAGACCUGGACUUUGACUUCAUGGAACAAGUGGCAGAAUUCUGUUCCUACGUGUUUCACUGUUCCAAGGUUAAAAUGCUUUCAGGAGGCAUCAAGGUCAAUGGACCACGACUAAAGAGUUUGGUGGUAACCUAUGUGAACACCAUCAGCAGUGGGGGUCUGCCCUGCAUAGAGAAUGCCGUCCUGGCUUUGUCCCAGACAGAGAAUGCAGCUGCAGUCCAAAAGGCCAUUGCCCACUAUGACCAGCAGAUGAAGCAGAAGUUGCAGCUGCCCACAGAGAACCUCCAGGAGCUGAUGAAACUGCACAGGGCCAGUGAGAAAGAAGCCAUCAAGAUCUUCAUGGAAAAUUCCUUCAAAGAUGUUAAUCAAGUGUUUAUGACACAAUUAGAGAUCGAGUUAGAAACAAAGCAAGAGGAAUUCCUUAAGAAGAAUGAACAGGCAUCUUCAGAUCGCUGCUCAGCUCUGCUUCAGGAUAUUUUCAGUCCACUAGAAGAAGAUUUGAAGCAAGGGUCUUAUUAUAAGCCAGGGGGAUACCAACUUUUUAUCCAAAAGAUACAGGAGCUGAAGAAAAAGUAUUAUGAGGAACCCAGGAAGGGAGUUCAGGCUGAAGAAGUUCUCCAGAAAUUUUUGCAGUCCAAGGAUGAUGUGACUGAUACAGUUCUACAGACAGACCAGGAACUGACAGAAAAGGAAAAGGAUAGUGAAGUGGAAUAUGUUAAAGCUGAAGCUGCAAAGACUAUAGCAAAAAUGCAGCAGGAAAUGCAACAACAGAUUGAACAGUUGCUGAAACAGAAAGAGAAGAGCCAUGAGGAGCACAUGAAACAGUUGACUGAGAUGAUGGAGAAGGGACAGGACCAGAUGAGAGAAAUGCAACAAAAGAAUGAACAGAUGUUGCAAGAGAAAGAGAAGUGUCACAAGGAGCACAUGAAACAGUUGGCUGAGAAGAUGGAGAAGGCACAGGUCCAGUUGAGAGAAAUGCAACAGAAGAAUGAACAGUUGCUGCAGCAGAAAGAGAAGAGUCACGAGGAACACAGGAAACAGUUGACCAAGAUGAUGGAGAAGGCACAGGACCAGAUGAGGGAAAUGCAACAGAAAAAUGCACAGUUGCUGCAACAGAAAGACAAGAGUCACGAGGAGCACAUGAAACGGUUGACUGAGAAGAUGGAGGAGGCACUCUGCCAGAUGAGGGAAAUACAACAGAAGAACACACAGUUGCUGCAACAGAAAGUGAAGAGUUACAGGGAGCACCUGAAACACCUGAUUGAGAUUUUUUCAGAAGACACAGAAAGUCUAUGAGGAAGUGUGAGAUAUUUAAAUUACUGAAGAUGUUCUCUUCAUUUAAAAAUAUUUUAAAAUGUGUGUGUGUGUUCAUAUUCGCAUAUGUUCAUGUAGUAUGUGUAAAGACACAAAGGGGGAGCUAAGCUACCUGAGUUGGAUGCUUGGGACUGAAUUCUAGUCUGUUACACACUCUUUAUUGCCGAGCCAUCUAUCCAGUCUCUGCUCUCUCCAUUUCUCUUCAUGGUGAAAUGUAGUGAAGCCUAAAGACUGACCAGGCCUGCUCCCUUGUUCUGUUUAUUCUUAAAUACCUGCUUGAUACUCUGAUGCCCAUGUCUCCUGAUUAAGUUAGGAACAUGCAAUGGGUGUCAUACUAAGUCCAUUACAAUAUAUACAGAGUUAUAUUAUGUCA